Molecule: messenger RNA, 1029 nt
Organism: Seminavis robusta
Lineage: Eukaryota; Bacillariophyta; Bacillariophyceae; Naviculales; Naviculaceae
Source: the annotation of a GenBank genome assembly
AUGGAGUUUUCUAAAUUUGCGACAGAAGAAAAUGUUUCCGUGAAGAAGUUGGUGACUAAAUAUGGCCUGCUGGAGCCUUCGAGGGGCAUCGACAUCAACGACAAGUACGACAAUGAAAUCUCACCGCCUCUUUUCAUGUCCAUUCCCCAACAGCUCAUUGCAGUUUUUAUGCUGGGGAUUGAUUCUCCAACGAUGCUGGAGCCGACUUGGUUUGGGUUCGAACUUAUGUCAACGCAUUUUGUCAAAUGUGCUCUCGCCGCUUCAGCUGUAGUCAACAACGCCAAUCGACCCUCCGUAAAGGAUGUUCUGGGCACCAUCGGUUUUGAGGUGGACAAAGGUGUUACAAGCGACAACGUAAAGGCAACCUGGGAUAGUUUGGGACAAUGGACUGCAUUUCUUGCCGACGCAGGUAGCGAAUCGACCUACCACGCUAGGACUCACCAGCUCGACGUUGGGCUCAAAAUUGUUUCAAAUUCUGCCACUCCCGGCAAGCUGCUUCAAAUUGAAACCCAAUUACUUCGGGCGUUAACUCAGCUUGAAAUGUUUCCCGGGCCUGGCAAUAAAAUGUUCCUUAUUGCUUGUGUCAACGAAGGGCAUAGCGAUUUGUGCGACGGCCUAGUCACAUUUUGUGCCAAGAAGAAAGAUACUGAGAGAGAAUUCAAAAAGAUCACGAUCAUGAUUCAAGCAAAGGACUACCAUGGGGACUCUUGGGUUGAUGUGGGAAAGAUGAAUGGUCAUGCUGCGAAGAACGCCAAUGAAGUUUUAGGUGGUGUGUUUGGUAAAACUCGGAUGUUGUGCGCGGCAAGUACUGAAGAUGCAGUUUUGGCGAAGGGGUUGACACAGAUAAAACGUGACUACCUUCCAUAUGUGUUUCCUAGAGGGAAGCUGGUAAAGGGGUUGCUCAAAAAGCUGCAAACGCAACGAAAUCCAUCAGCUCAUAUUGAAAAGUAUGCUUCUUUUCUCGACAAGGACGGAAACGAAGUUAAAGUGGAGGUGCGGGCGGAUCGAAAACGAAAAAGUCCUGGUUAG